AUGAUGAAAUUUGCAUCACACUAUACUGUGCGCGGAGCGAUCAGCAACGCGGACAACCAAGUGUUGUGUAAGCACAUACAGAAUGUUUGGCUGCUGGUGGGUUACCCUCUCCUGGCCCUCAUACGCUAUCUAGGGUGUCUGCUCUCCUGGCUGCUGGUUUUCACCAUCCGCAUGGCCAAGAUGAGCAGCAAGACCUUACACAGCAUCCUGCUCAUGUCCUCUGAACACAUACAGAUCAGCCCAGCCUCAGAGGUGAAUCAUAAGAUAUUCAUGUCUUACAGUGCAUCCGGAAACCAGGUUAUUCUUUACUGCUACCAUGCAGUAAACCUCUACUACUAUAAAUACACGGUGGACGGGAUCAAUGUUUUUGCUGUCAAUCUCUUACCAUUAGCUGGUGAUUGUUAUGUGGACAAAACAAACCAGUUUGCCAACUCUGAAGUCAAGUUUGCCACAGCAGUCAGCUCCAUCAUUCCACUGUCAUAUUACAUUGGCAUGGGCAUUGCAAGUAUUUCCACUCAGAGUAACUUUGCAGUUGGGGCAGUGGUGAACGCAAUGUUCGGCUCCAUUACGGAGUUGAGCUUUUACAUCACAGCCUUGCUCCGAGGUCAUCACCAGGGAAAUAAGUGUCUGCAUGAGAUAGUGAAUGCGGCUCUUACUGGAACACUGCUGGGCUGCAUCAUCUUUAUACCAGGGAUCUGUAUGAUAAUUAGAGGGCUCAGGUACAGAGAGCAGAGGUUUAACAGCCACUCAACAGGGGUCAGCUCCUCUUUGCUCUUCAUAUCAAUAGGGGGUAAGAUGUUAUUAACUGUGAGAAGGAAUAAAAUUUUUUUUAUUGUGAUCUGUUUUGAACCUUUUUUAUGUCAGUAUUUCAUAGGUGUGACCCUUUUAGCCAUGGUCCCAGAAAUACCAAAAAGUCAGUUUGCUCUGCAGAACAAAAUCAGUUUGAGUUUGGAGGUUGGAUGCUGCAUUGCCGUGCAGGUGUGCAUGAUUCAGAUCCCCAUCCUGAUUUUAUUCAACGUCUUUUAUGAAGUUAGGUUUGUUCUCAUCUUCAGUGACCUGCACCUGUGGGCCAGCAUCUUUAGCGUCAUCCUCGUUAAUUACAUUUUAAUGGAUGGAAAGUAGGAUUACUUUCAAGGUAUUGCUCUGAUGGUGGUGUAUCUCAUUUUACUUGCACUGUAUUUUUUCGCCCCAUCUCCCGCUGGCUGCUGAGUGGAAA
This is a messenger RNA of Myxocyprinus asiaticus (Chinese sucker), 1216 nucleotides long. RefSeq names its product cation/H+ exchanger protein 2 (gene cax2). Gene Ontology annotation, biological process: calcium ion transmembrane transport; intracellular calcium ion homeostasis. The record is from RefSeq and is a predicted model, not a curated record. Gene Ontology annotation, molecular function: calcium:proton antiporter activity. Gene Ontology annotation, cellular component: membrane; endomembrane system. NCBI's taxonomy places the organism in Eukaryota, Metazoa, Chordata, Actinopteri, Cypriniformes, Catostomidae.